CCCGAGGACGACGCGUCCCUGAGGUACACGAGAGAGUCCGAGCGGCUCAGCUUCUACGACUAUAUACGGUUGCAUAUGUCCAGCGUGACGCGAUGGAGCCGCUUCUAUCGGACGACUGGCCCUCAGCGGGGGCAGGUGGUCCUCCUGGCGAUGCGAAUGUACCCCAAGAAGAAGAACGACACGAGGUGGAUCUACGUGAAGCCGGACCGCGCGCUCGGCGUGGGCGACAUCAAGGAUCGGGCGAAGAUGUCAAGUCGUCGACAGCCAGGCUGGGACUACGAGGCGUUCCCGGCCCUCACGGCCCCCGAGAAGGCGGACAUCCUGGAGAAGGCAAAGGAGGAGCAGCUCGAGGCCGAGCUGUAUCUGUCCAACAUCCGCGGCUACGUUGCCUCGCUGUCCUGGUUUCGCUCUGGUCUGGUUGGCGUAUGGAGCACAUGGAACUGGGGGUCGACGGCGGGCGCCGCCUUCUUUUUCUGGAGGGUGGCGGUCUACUGCAACCUGCGGCAGUGGAUGCGCUGGUCCGUGGAGAAGCUCGAGGACGGCCACAACAUGAUACUCGAGAUCGACGAUUUCCGAGGGUAUCUGCACGACCUCUACCAGGACGGCAAGCUCGAGAUUCCCAUCAUGAUCUUCACCGCGGUGGUGGCUCUUGGGCCUCGCCUCCUGCGAUGCUGCAGGCAGCGCCCCUCCCCUCUGCUCGCGGGGGCCUCGCCUCCAGUGAGCGACGUGGACAGCGACGGGAAGGCGGGCCACUCGGUGGCGGGGUCGUCGGACGAGUCCGAGCCCGCCAAGGACAUGCAGGAGACGAAGGCCAUGAUGAGCAACCUGCUCGACGAGAUCACCAAAUCAAAGUCGGAGUCGCCACGUGCCCCCACGAGUCGGAGUGCCUCGUCGGCCGCGUCCCCUGGAGAGAGCAGUCACGCCAGCUGGGAGAAAAUCCCCAGUGUCAACACGGACUCCAGCAUGGACGUGCAUGUAGACAGGAUGAUCGACCGGCUGAAGCGUUUCGAGGACACGAUCAAUGCGGACAAAGAGACGCUGGAGGGCGCGGGGGUGAGCCUCGAGCCCUUGCGGGAAGCACUCCGGGACCCCAGGGAGAGGUUGCUGGCCAACCUCUCGAAGAUCGAUGCGCCGCCCACCUUCACCCUCCCAGCGGGCCUCACCUCCCGCGUGGCCCCCGAGCUGUUGGUCCAGACCUACGGGAAGUACGGCAGCAUGGUGAAGUUCGCGACGGACUGGGUUCGCCUCAAGGAGCUGAAUCGCAACCACAUCGGCCACGAGAUGAUGCUGCACUGCAUGACGCUGGAACGGAUGCUGGAGGCCUCGCCCGAGUUCAUCCAGACGGCGGGCUGCGAGAUCCUAUGCGCACGAGCUUAUGCUCUGAAGCGGGCGUUCAAGGACGUGGCAUGCAUCAACGACUGGAAGCAGCCCCGGGGCAGCGGGGCCAACAAGUGGAAGUCCAAUGCGCGCUGGGACCUCGCGAACGAGCUGGGCUGGAGAUCUCUCACGGAGGGCGGGGAGGCGCUCCCAGGCGUGGAGCGCGACUUGACGGCCAGGCUGCAGCAGAAGGCUCUCUUCCAGAAGUAUAUGCAGAAGGGGGGCUCGGACGCAGUAAAGGAGGAGGACGAGUAG
Molecule: messenger RNA, 1632 nt
Organism: Prorocentrum cordatum
Lineage: Eukaryota; Dinophyceae; Prorocentrales; Prorocentraceae
Source: the annotation of a GenBank genome assembly